Messenger RNA from Chelonus insularis, 1910 nucleotides. It is a transcript of the gene Cyp301a1, whose product is annotated as probable cytochrome P450 301a1, mitochondrial. Bases 252 to 1823 code for a protein of 523 amino acids. Gene Ontology annotation, molecular function: heme binding; monooxygenase activity; oxidoreductase activity, acting on paired donors, with incorporation or reduction of molecular oxygen. The record is from RefSeq and is a predicted model, not a curated record. NCBI's taxonomy places the organism in Eukaryota, Metazoa, Arthropoda, Insecta, Hymenoptera, Braconidae. The transcript is spliced from 9 exons.
CAAAACCAUCAUUUUCGGUAGGAAUAAUAAUUUAAACAAGUUGGUGAAGGUAGAAGGAGAACGUGAAAGGCUUGAACUCCUCAACAGGCUUCUUUUCACUCAAGUAGUAUUCAUUUCACAGUAUCAAGUGGAUUUAUGAUAGUAAAACAUGUUGAUGCUGAAGCUGGAUGCUAAGUGUUAACAUUUUUUGUACUUAAAGGAUAAAUAUUUGUGUAAUAAAUCUAAGAGUAAUAACUAUAUGCAAACUCGAGAUGGCUAUUUUGACAGUACGGUCACUUUCAAUUUUUAGUAAGUUUCAAAAGGUCGCCCGGUCCAUAAGCAAUCAAACAAUAACUACGUCGAAGGAAUAUUGUCAAGAAGAAUUACAGGCAGCGACUGCGAAACCUUACGAAGAAGUACCUGGACCUAAGCCAUUGCCUAUAUUAGGUAACACCUGGCGCAUGUUCCCUGUUAUUGGACAAUUUGAGAUUGGCGACGUUGCAAAAAUUUCACAAAUAUUCUAUGAUGAAUAUGGAGAAAUUACUCGCUUAUCUGGUCUCAUAGGACGACCAGAUCUUUUAUUUGUCUAUGAUGUGAAUGAGAUAGAGCGAUUGUAUAGACAAGAAGGCCCGACACCUUUCCGGCCAUCCAUGCCAUGUCUCGUGCGCUACAAAAGCAUUGUCAGAAAAGAUUUCUUUGGAGAAUUAGGAGGUGUGGUAGGCGUCCAUGGAGAACCAUGGAAAGAAUUUCGUACACGUGUUCAAAAGCCUAUCCUUCAACCACAGACAGUUAGAAAAUAUAUUAAUCCUAUUGAAACAGUUACGAAUGAUUUUAUUACCAGGAUCGAAAAGAUAAAAGACAGUAAAGAUGAAUUACCAACAGAUUUUGAUAAUGAAAUCCAUAAAUGGGCCCUGGAAUGUAUCGGACGUGUGGCACUUGAUGUACGACUUGGAUGCUUGGAAGACAACUUAUCACAUGACUCAGAGCCGCAAAAAAUAAUAAAUGCAGCAAAAUUUGCAUUAAGAAAUGUUGCAGAGUUAGAAUUGAAGGCACCUUAUUGGAGAUACAUUCCUACACGAUUAUGGUCACGUUAUGUGAAAAAUAUGGACUUCUUUAUUGAAGUUUGCAUGAAAUACAUUGAUGCAGCAUUGGAGCGCUUGAAAAAUAAAAAAUCAACCAAUGACAGUGAUUUAUCUCUUGUUGAAAGAAUCUUAGCUAACGAAAAGGAUCCUAAGAUAGCAUAUAUUCUUGCUCUUGAUCUUAUUUUAGUUGGAAUUGAUACAAUUUCGAUGGCUGUAUGUUCAAUACUUUAUCAAUUAGCUACAAGGCCAGAGGAGCAAGAAAAAAUUCAUAAUGAAUUAAAAAACAUUCUUCCUGACCCAUCAAUACAACUGACUCCGCAACAUCUAGAUCAAGCUGUUUACACCAAAGCAUUUGUUCGUGAAGUAUUCAGGGUUUACUCAACCGUCAUUGGAAAUGGACGUACUCUACAAAAUGAUACUAUCAUUUGUGGAUAUCAUAUACCUAAAGGAGUUCAAGUAGUAUUUCCAACAAUUGUAACAGGAAAGUUAGAAAAAUGGGUCGAAAACGCAGACGUAUUUAUGCCGGAAAGAUGGCUAAAAGAAAAUGAGCAUAAAAAGCUUCAUCCUUUCGCAUCGCUUCCUUACGGGUACGGAGCACGCAUGUGUUUAGGUCGAAGGUUUGCUGAUCUAGAAAUUCAAGUUUUACUAGCUAAGUUGAUAAGAAAUUAUAAAUUAGAAUACCACUAUGAUCCACUAAAAUACAAAGUUACGUUCAUGUAUGCUCCAGACGGAGACCUGAAGUUUAAAGUAAUUAAAAGAUAAUUCAAUUAAAUACAUUUACAUUUAAUAAAUUGUAAAUACUAUUCAUUAAACUGUACUUACGAAUAGAAAUAAAUUUUUCUGUACAAA